This is a messenger RNA of Microthlaspi erraticum, 540 nucleotides long. NCBI's taxonomy places the organism in Eukaryota, Viridiplantae, Streptophyta, Magnoliopsida, Brassicales, Brassicaceae. The record is from the annotation of a GenBank genome assembly.
AUGGAAAGACAAGACAUAAACCAUAUGUUAAGCCUAGAUGUCGAAAACAACAACAACAACACCACCUUCUCUUCCUUUGUUGAUAAAACCCUAAUGAUGAUGCCUUCAUUAACCUUUUCGGGAGAAGUUGAGCCUUCGUCCUCUUCUUGGUAUUUAGCAAGCUCCCAUAUGCAUGCGCUGCCUCCUGAAAAUGAUCAAAUAGGAGAGAAAGAGAAGAAGAAAGAGAAGGAGACGAGAUCGAGGAAAGUUCCAAGGAUUGCGUUUCAUACGAGGAGUGAUGAUGAUGUUCUUGAUGAUGGUUACCGUUGGCGAAAGUAUGGUCAGAAAUCUGUCAAGAACAAUGCCCAUCCAAGGAGCUAUUACAGAUGUACGUACCACACAUGCAACGUGAAGAAACAAGUGCAGAGAUUAGCAAAAGACCCAAACGUCGUCGUAACAACUUACGAAGGCAUUCAUAAUCAUCCUUGUGAGAAACUCAUGGAGACUCUUAAUCCUCUCCUCAGACAACUGCAGUUCCUCUCCAGUUUUUCCAGUCUCUGA